This is a messenger RNA of Chlamydomonas reinhardtii, 2275 nucleotides long. RefSeq lists its product as uncharacterized. Gene Ontology annotation, molecular function: protein binding. NCBI's taxonomy places the organism in Eukaryota, Viridiplantae, Chlorophyta, Chlorophyceae, Chlamydomonadales, Chlamydomonadaceae. The transcript is spliced from 10 exons. The record is from RefSeq and is a predicted model, not a curated record. Bases 258 to 2102 code for a protein of 614 amino acids.
GUUUUGUCCUGCAUAUGUUAUUGUAAAUCGUGAUCUUGCAAACAAAUAAGCUUUUACUACAAACCGGGGAUUGCUUUCGCGCUCAACACGCGCUUCUUACAUAACUAUCGUUCCAGAACACGUUCCUGUGAGAGCGCUUGAAUACUGUAGUAUCAUCCGCUACUUCUUUGAUUUGAAGUAAUUGCAUGCUUGUCAGCGUUUUGUAACCUCCCGCCGGCAGCCAUUUUUAGCAUCCGGCGGGCGACGCGAGCGACAAAAUGGUCUUCCUGUUUGCGGGUUCCUACGAGCGGUUCAUUUUCGGAUAUUCGGCAAAUGCGGACUGCUCGGAGCCUCAGGAGAUUGUAAAGCGGUACACAUUUGCCGCGCACAAGUCUGCUGUCAAGUGCUGUGUGGCUGGCGGCCCCUACGUGGCCAGUGGCGGCGCGGACGACCUGAUCCACCUGUACGACAUGGUGGCGGAGCGCGACCUGGGCUCGCUCAUGAACCCCUGCGACGGCGCAGUGCCCUGCCUGCAGUUCUUCACGCCAGAGGGCCGCUCCACGCCCAGCCACAUGCUGGGCGGCAGUGCGGACGGCGCCAUCAACAUCUGGAGGUGCCGCGACUGGGAGCACCUCAAGGUGAUGCGCGGCCACAAGGGCGCCGUCAACGCACUGGCGGUGCACCCCAGCGGCAAACUGGCACUGUCCGUGGCGAGGGACGCCGCCAUCCGCAUGUGGAACCUGGUGAAGGGGCGCUGCACCUACACCACCCGCCUGGAGGCGGAGGCGGAGGCAGUGGCCUUCUCACACAGCGGCGACGCCUACUCGCUGCUCGCCGGCAGCCGCAUAUCCGUGUUCAGCACGGACGGCGAGGGCGGCCUCAAAGCCACCUACACGGCGCCGCGCCGCAUCCUGUGCACGGCGUCACAGUCGGACAACCUGAUGCUGCUGGGUCUGGAGGACGGCAGUGUGCGGGUGUGGGACGUGCGCACCAGCGGCGUGGUGGGCGGCUGGGAGCGGGCACACGCCAGCCGGGUGCGCGGCAUGGCCAUACUCAAGGAGGGCGCAAACGACCUGCCGGCCUCGCUCGCCACCGCCUCCAGCGACGGAACCAUCAAGCUGUGGGACACGCGCAAAUUAGGUGGCGGCAGCGGCGGCGGCGCCGCCGCCAGCGGUGCGGAUGCCGCGGCGCCGGCGGUGUGCACGGCGCACGUGUCCAGCGGCGCCCGCAUCACGUGUCUGGCCGCGGUGGAUCCAGACCAGGUGGUGGCGGCGCGGACCAAGCCCGCCACGCCGGCGGCGGCGGCGGCGGGUAGCGGCAAGAAGGCGGCGGCGGCAGCGGCGGCAAGCGGCGAUGCGAAGCCGGCUGAGAAAAAGGCCAAGGGUGGGCAACAGCUGGGCGCAAAGCCCCAGCCGCAAAAGCCAAAGGUGGCAGCAGCACAGCAGCAGCAACAGCAGCAGCCCAAGAAGCAACAGCAACAGCAGCAACAGCAGGUAAAGCCCGGAAAGGGCCCAUCCAGCCAGGGCGGUGGGCGGCAGGGCGCCGGUGGCGGCCGUGGCGGCGGCCGCGCUGGCGGGCGGGGCGGCGGCCGCGGCGGCCGUGGCGGCGCAGCUCCUGCCGAUGACGACUUUGAAGUCGUGCCCGCUCCUCGGUACGACAAUGAAAGUCACAGGAACGGUGACGGUGACGGUGCCGAGGCUGGGACGAAAAAGGGCAAGAAGCGACCGGCGUAUCGAGGCGGCGACGACGGCGAUGGCGAGGAGCCGGCCGGCCCCAGCGGGCGCGAGGGGCACAGCAGCGGCGCGGGAGCGAGCGGCAAGGUUGGGAAAGGGCCAGGCGUGAAGCCGGCAGCGGCGCCGGGCGGGCGGCUAAGUGGCGCGGGCGGGCAGGCGCCGCCGGCUAAGAAGAUGAAGACGGGCCCUGGCGGGGGCGGCGGUGGCGGCGGCGGCGGCGGGGAUCGUGGUGCUGGUGGCGGCGGCAGGGGCGCGGCUGGUGCUGGCGGCCGCGGCGGUAGCCGGGGUGGUGGCCGGGGUGGUGGCCGGGGAGGCCGGGGCGGUGGCGGCGGUCGUGGGGGGCGGGGCGCGGGGGCGAAGGGCUCGUUCCAGAAGGGGCGGAAGGACUGAUGGGCGUGUGGGAAGGUCUGAUGGGUGCAUGGCGACAUGCACCAGGGCCAGAUGGAAGAGAGCGAAAAAGCGUACGGGUGGAUCGAGCAGCAGCUCAAGUGCCAGAAUGAAUACGCUUGGUGGUGGAGUUGCCGAAGGGUGGGGAAGGGCCGGGUGUGUAAACCAAGCUUGGU